Messenger RNA from Penicillium pulvis, 567 nucleotides. Its product is annotated as CHY zinc finger protein. Bases 60 to 428 code for a protein of 122 amino acids. Gene Ontology annotation, cellular component: mitochondrial intermembrane space. Lineage: Eukaryota; Fungi; Ascomycota; Eurotiomycetes; Eurotiales; Aspergillaceae. Gene Ontology annotation, molecular function: zinc ion binding. The transcript has 6 exons. Gene Ontology annotation, biological process: protein import into mitochondrial intermembrane space. The record is from RefSeq and is a predicted model, not a curated record.
CCUUUUCGAGCCGCAUUGUCUUUGACGCCUACGCAAGACCUGAUUUCACAUUCAGCACCAUGUGUAAACACAUCCUCAACGCCCAAGUGUCUAUUCGCUCUGCUUGCUGUCGCAAGUGGUUUGACUGUGCCGAAUGUCACCAAGAACAGGAAACACAUGCGCUGACGAAGGCGCAAGAAAUGGUAUUUGCGUGCAAAAAGUGCAAAAAGUGUUUCCGCAAGGAUGCCGCCGAAUUUGAAGAGAAUGACGAGUACUGCCCCCACUGUGACAACCAUUUCGUUCUCGAGGCCUUGACACCACAGGCCAACUUGCACGUGGAAGGUGAAGAUGCACGCAUGGAUAGCCGAAUGCUCAAGGACGAGCGUGUGCGCGCCGAUCAAGAAAAAUCGAUUUUCACCUUCCGCGAUAUCUCCGAUCGUCUUGGCUAGAGAGGAAAAUCUCCGGUGUGGUUUCAAUUUCAUGAUGUUGACGAUAUGAUGCUUUUCUACUAUAAAUCCCUUCCAGCGGGCCAAUCCUUGGUGAUAGACCAACUCCCCCUUCCCUAGCAUCAAUACCCUGCAUAUUCUC